AUGGACAGUGUUGUCUCUGUGAACUACUGGCUGGGACUGCUAGCUUUUCUGCUUCUACAAGGGGUAGUCAGUGUGGAGGGAAGAAGCAUCUUCAACCCUGGUGAGUCUGCUGGUUUGGUGAAUGAAUGUGUACUAGCUGCUGGCCUAUUUGAGGCACAGACUACCUGAAGAUGUAGGCAGUCUGAGGAUGCUGGAUACAACUAUGGGUUCAUUCCCAGCUGCUUGCAUGCAUUGUCAGUUGUUAUAAUGUGAGCAUGCAAAAGCUCUGCUGGAGGAUAAUUGGGACAAAUUGCACAAAAGAUCUGCAACAGGUAGUAGUUUCAAUAGUUGUUAUUGCCAUUCAUCUUUCACAUAUGAAUAAUUAUUCUAUUGGUAUUCCAUGGCAAACUAAUGUAGUGUUUGCUUGGCAAUUCAAUUGUGUUCUUCUAACAAUACUGUUAAUACUACACUGUGAAUGUGUCUCAGUUUAAAGGGGAUAUUGUGUAAUUAUAUAUUUAUGUACACCAGGUGCAUUUGAAGUUGUUUACAGUAAACAGAUGUAUUGCCAUUUGCCACAUAUUCAGGAAACCAUGUCUAUCCCCAAAGAGGGGACACAGAUGCCCAGAACAAGAUUCUAGCGUUGUUACUACAUAAAAGCUUAGAACCUAUUGAAAGAAAUUACGCUUUAGGUAAGGAUUUACAGUAUAUCACACACACACUAAUUCAGUGUUUGUCAAUGUAGAAUAUAUAAUGAUGUGUGUGUGUAUAUAUAAUAUGACAUGGACUGACCAAGUGUUUCUCAGGUUUGCCGUUUGUGCUAACACAUUUUUUCUUCUCUGCAGGUUUAGAGUUGGCCAACAAACUAGAGGAGCUGGAGGAGGUAGGUCAUUCAAGUGUUUUGUACACACUGACUGCAAUAGUUUAAGCACUUGGUGUGUUCUGUGCAGUCAUAUAUUUCAUUCAGCUGAUAAGAUGGCAUGCUUUUAAGCAGGGUUUAUGAGACGAACAGGUAAACAUAGUUAUCUGACUGAGAUACUGUGUACAUUCUGUGGAAAAUUCCCCUUGGAUUUAGCCUUUACAAGGUUCAUCAAGCAAAUCUACCUAUUGUCUGACAGAGUUCAAAUGGGAGCUCUAGCAGCAUAAUUGAUUAUGUCUCUCAUGGCCUUGGAUAGUGAUUUACCUUCCAUGAGAGAAGUCUGCUUCCAUAAAGACCAACACAGUGAUCCUUUGACCGUCUGUAACCACUGUGUUCUCUCCUUACAGAUAGAGGCUUUGAAGGAGGACUUAGAGCUGGAAAGGGAGCUCUCAUCAAACACACUAGCAGAGGACAAGUCCAUACCGAGGAAAAGGGGCGAGCGUAAGUUUCUUAUUGCUUAUUGUUGGUGAUGGCAAUAAUUUCAUAGUCAUAACACAUUUUAUUUACUAUAGUGGUCUUCAUUUUACAACAAUGAUAUUCCUCCUUGUAAUAGAGCAAGAGACUGAACAGUGUUUUUCUCUGUGUCCACAGCCUGUUUCUGGAAGUACUGUGUAUGA
Molecule: messenger RNA, 1512 nt
Organism: Coregonus sp. 'balchen'
Lineage: Eukaryota; Metazoa; Chordata; Actinopteri; Salmoniformes; Salmonidae
Source: the annotation of a GenBank genome assembly